AUGGCUUUCUUCUCACCUGAGCCCGAUCGUCUGGAGUACAAUAGUCGCAUCUACACCUUGUAUCCGGCACCAUUCAAUUUUCCCUCUACCAGCGCUAUCGCUAGCGCCUGGAUGCAAGACGAAGAGGAACAAUCACCCAGAAUUGUCGCCGCCAGCCUCAGCCCGCUCUCUCCCAAGCCCAUAUCGGUCCAGUCGAUUCAGAACACCGUAGUUUCCAAGCUCCAGGACCAAGCUGCGACCGCCGAGGCCGCUGCUGCUGCCACCGUCGCAUCGCCAGCCCCUCCCCCUCUCUUCCCGAACAUCUCCCACCACCGGCCAGUACCACUACCACUCCCCUUAGCCAUGGACCCGAUGCCCGAGCAGCCUGCUAUCGCCGAAUCCAUCGUCACAAAUGCCGAUGCCGUGUCAGACGUUGGCCGCGACGACAACGAGAGCAUUAACUACAGCGAUGGCGACGAGCGCGAUGUGGGACAGGAACCGCAAGAUAAGGCCGAUCCAGAUGCUGCUGCCGAUGCCAACGAUGACUAUGCCAAAACCUUUGACUCGCCCAUCGAGCCUAGCGAGAAUGAGCAUGAGCAUGAGCAUGAGCAUGAGCAUCAGGGUGAAGCUGACGAGGCGCAGCUAAAUCAGCCCGGUGUACCAGAGGCUGCAGAAUCUAUGAAUGCUUUCUCCGUCCCCAUGACCCUCCCAUUCGCCCAGAGCACCCAGAACAUCCAGAGCACUCAGCCCAGCCAGGUCCAGGCCCAGGCCCAGGCCCAGACUCCAGCUGCUGCCCUCCAAAUUCAAGUUCCUGCUUCUGCUGCCACACUCCAGUCGCCCUCUGCGCCGCCGGGCCUGCCAGGCCUGCCGUUCACUGCCAGUACCACUGCUGCCACACCCGCCCAUGAGCAAGCCAACGGUCCCGACACGUCCUCUUCCUCUGGCGCCGAAAACCCAUUUUCUGCCCCGAAGGCCAGCCCACCUCUCUCCCCCGCGGCUCCCAACACUGUGCCGUCCACCGAGGAGACCCUCGCUGACCCUUCUGCUGAUGCAACCCCGGUCGCGCCCCCCGCUCCCGUUGCCGCUCCCGCGACCGCUGCUGCGCCGGCGCCCCAAUCAGCCAAUGAAGAUGAUGCCGCUGUUGAUAUUCAGAAGCUGGUAAACGACCUUACUGCUAAAGCUGCCGGGUCUUCUUCAGCCUCAUCCAACGCCGGUCCAUCCCAGGACAAGCCCAGUGCUGCGGCUGCCGUCACUACUGCUCCCACAACUGCAGCGACAUUGCAGGCUACCCCGACGUCUUCUACUUCCUCCUCUACAUCUACGCUACCAGCCCCAUCUCAUCCCUCGCUGCCCCCUAAGCCCAAUUUGCCUCCUCCUCCCGCCAGCCUUCCCGCCAUUCCCCCGUCCGCAUUCCAGCCCCGCGGCACGAAUGGCCCCGUCCCCUCUGUGCCGAUGAAUAGUGCCAGCGCCGGCGCGCCCCACGGCACCUAUAUGCCCCCAGGCGCCCCUGGCGCAGGUAAUGAUGGCAUUGCCUCUUUGCCGCCGCACCCUUCUGCGGCCUAUGGCGCCCCGUCUCAUCUCCCUCCUUCCCAUAUGCCUAGCGCCCCCCAUUAUCCCCCCGCCAGCGAUGCUUCUGCCCCCGGCAAUUACCAUCAUGGUGCAUCCAUCAAGCAGCUUUGGGAGCAGUUCCUUGCUGACGAGAAGCGCUACACAUCUGAGGCCAAGUGGGAGCGCUUUCCCGAGGGCUCCCGCAUUUUCAUUGGUAAUCUCUCCAGUGAACGUGUCACCAAGCGUGAGGUGUUUGAUGUCUUUCACCGCUUCGGCCGUCUUGCACAGAUCUCACUAAAGAAUGCUUAUGGCUUCGUCCAGUACCACACCGUUGCCGAGGGUCAGGCCGCUAUGCUAGGCGCCCAAGGCAUCGAGUUGGGUGGUCGCCGGAUUCAUCUCGAAGUGUCUCGUACGCAGAAGAAGAAAGAAGAUCGCGACCGGUCGCCGAAUCGUCGACGUGGCCGUGAGGACGAUCGAUUCAACGGGGGCGACCGUGGUUGGCGUCGCGAUGAUUACCGGCCAGGUCGUUCUCCGUCGCCCCGUCGUGGUCGGGACGGCUACGGCCGGGAUCGCGAUUUUGGCGGCCACGGUGAGCGCCGUCGCUCUCGUUCCCCGCGGUACGGUCGGUACGGUGAUGAGUACCGCCGGCGGAGCCCUAGCCCGCACCGCCGUGUCCCGUCCGACGCGGACCGCCUCGAUCUCCCUCGUCGCUUCGGUGCCGAUGUCCCCGAUGUGCAGUUCCUGUUGCUGCAAGAGGUCUCGCGCGAGUUUGUCAAUUGGGUCCAGGGAGCCUUCCACAACCGCGGUCUGAAGACCGAUGUCAUGUAUCUCAACCCACGGUUCCCGCGCGACACGGUCGUCCAGCGCCAGGUUGUUGAGGGCGUCCACGCCAUUGUCGACCUUGACUACGCUGCCCAGUCCAAGGGCAAGAUUCCUAUUCAGGUCUUCAUCCGCUCUGGCGGCUCUACCGUGCGCUUCGAGCUCUACCAAGACAUUGACCCUCCUGUCGCUGCCGAGCUGGUCAUCCGCGAGAAGAAUAACUCGGCCGCUCACCUUGCCCAGCCCCAGGCUCCCACUGCUGCCCCGUACGCUCCACAUGCGUAUGCGCCCCCGGCUGCUGCGCCGCCUGCUUAUGCUUACCCCUACGCUGCUCCAGCAGCUGCCCCUGUGGCUCCUGCACAACCUGCAGCCCCGGCUGCUCCCGACCUCACCAAUAUUGUUGGCCAGCUCGACAACAACGCUCUCCAGGCGCUCCUUUCCUCACUGCAGACUGCUCAGGCCGCGCAGAACCCUGCUGCGGCUGCUCACUCGGGUGUCCCGGCCGCGCAACCUACUGCUCCCGCAGCUCCUGCUGCGGCACCACAGAUCGAUGUGAAUGCGUUGCUAGGCAACCUGAGGGCUGCUGCGGCUGCGCAACAACCUGCUGCUCCGGCCCCAGCGGCCCCCCCUGCGUAUGGAUAUGGAGCGGCGGCACCUGCACCGGCGGUCCCGACCGUGGAUGCUAGCACUGCCCAGCAUGUGCAGAGUAUUAUAGAUACGCUGAAAAGGGCUGCGCAGUAG
Thermochaetoides thermophila DSM 1495 is the source of this 3087-nucleotide messenger RNA. RefSeq names its product putative RNA-binding protein. Gene Ontology annotation, molecular function: RNA binding. The record is from RefSeq and is a predicted model, not a curated record. NCBI's taxonomy places the organism in Eukaryota, Fungi, Ascomycota, Sordariomycetes, Sordariales, Chaetomiaceae. The transcript is spliced from 4 exons. Bases 1 to 3087 code for a protein of 1028 amino acids.